UGCAUCCCAGGAGACAUACUGCCACUUGAGAACCUGCCUUUUGCCAUAUUUGGUACUGUCACUUUAGUGAUGUUUAUGCUUAUUGCCUCAAAGAUAUACCAGAUGAGACAAAGAGGUGAGGCUAAGGGGGACAAGUAUCUAGUCGAGAUUAAAGUGCUCAUCAUAAUAUCCGUCUCCAUUUUUGGGUUCAUUGUCCUGGCUGGCAGUGAUUCCAUAAUACAGUGGGGAGCUGAUUCUAUCCGCAGAGACGUUGAGGCCUUUUUCAACUGCGAGGCCAGAGGACUAAUCCCCGGACUUCACUGCUCCAGAGACUCGUUCAAUUCAGCCUUCUCCAUACUAGACACUGUUGGCGUUAUGGUGCGGGCCAUUCUACCAGUUUUCUUCAUAUUGUUCUUGGUGGAUUUCAAGUCAGUCAGGAGAUGUCUGCUAGGACACAGGCAGCUAAACUUGCAAUUGUCCACUCGACUAACUCUCUCCCAAUCUACUAUUGUAUAGCGAUAGAACUUUGUUUGCCCUGGGCAAUUAUAUACCAUGUGUAAAAAUGUAGUCAGAACACAAAGAUGUGAUCCUUCUGCCUAUGCAAAGCAUAAAACUGGCUUAUCAGAGCAUCAGUAGACACUCUGUGUAGGAAUACCCACGUACCAAAUGCCUCUGCAAAUAUGCCCAGCUAAGCCUUCAAAAUAAGCAACAAUCAAAAAGGCAGAGGGGGUAAUUGUGAAGGAGUUGACAAACGAGGCUUGAUCAGUGGCAUCCCCUAGAGUUAG
Geodia barretti is the source of this 764-nucleotide messenger RNA. NCBI's taxonomy places the organism in Eukaryota, Metazoa, Porifera, Demospongiae, Tetractinellida, Geodiidae. The record is from the annotation of a GenBank genome assembly.